GUCAGUCAGUCAGUCAGUCAGUCAGUCAGGACACACAGCAGAACUAAAGAAUGAAGUUUAACACGGUCUUCUGUGUGGUUGGAGCCGUACUUCUCAACAUUGCAGGCUGUCUGGGUCAGUUAGAUGUCUGUGGUCGAGCGCCUCUCAACACUAAGAUUAUUGGUGGACUGAAUGCAACAGAAGGGUCUUGGCCAUGGCAGGCCAGCAUUCAUAUUAAGUCAACAGGAAAAUUUUAUUGCAGUGGGUCUCUAAUCAAUAAGCAAUGGGUUUUGUCUGCAGGUGACGUCUUUGCGUUAGUCCCUGCCUCUAACAUUGUGAUCUACUUGGGACGUCAGACUCAAAAUGGCUCAAACCCACAUGAGAUAUUCAGGACAGUGACGAAAAUCAUCAAGCAUCCUAAUUAUAACAGUCUUGGCAGCAAUAUAGCACUUCUCCAGCUCUCUUCCUCCGUGCCAUUUAGUGAUUACAUUAAGCCGGUCUGUCUGGCUGCUGCUGGUAGCAUGUUUGUUGACAGGACAGAGAGUUGGGUCACUGGAUGGGGCUCGAUCAAUACUGCUGAUACAGUGCAGGAACUCAAGUUUCCUGACAUACUGCAGGAGGUGGAGAAUCCCAUUGUGAACAACAUUGAAUGUAACGCUGCCUAUGGAGGAAUCAUUACAGACAACCUUUUAUGUGCUGGAUUUUUAAAUGAGGACGGAAAAGCCCCAUGUGCAGGAGACAUUGGAAGUCCACUGGUCACCAAGCAGGGCUCCCUCUGGAUUCAGUCUGGAGUUGUAGUCGGUGGUUAUUGUGGUCUAACUGACUAUCCUACUAUAUAUGUCAGAGUGUCUGAAUAUGAGGACUGGAUCAGCUACUACACAAACACCAGUCUGCCUGGAUUUGUCUCAUACCCCCUCAUUUUGAUUUUCACUAGUAGAGGAUCAGUCAACCUCUCCUCAUUUCCCCUUGCUCUCGCAUUCUCCAUCAUUUCUCUCUUCAUCUCACGCUUCUUUUAAAGAUUGAGACAUAAUCUGUUGGAUGUGGUACUGCAGCGAUUAUGACAAUUUACUGUACACACUCGCAUAAAUGGGUGAUAUGGGCAUUUCUUUUUAGAAUCUUUUCUUUGGUGGAAAUUAUUUAAUUUCAAUUUAAUUUGUGGUCAGUUUAUAUUAAGCACAAAACUUUGCUGUAAUUAAGCAUUCUUUUGAAAGAGAAGCUUUACACAUUGUAUUCAUUUAUAAGCGCAAAUCAAUUAACAUGCACCUGUUGCAAUAGAUUAAUAUCUAUUUCUGUAUUUUCCUCAAACUAAUCAUUCACUAUGCAAA
Molecule: messenger RNA, 1304 nt
Organism: Danio aesculapii
Lineage: Eukaryota; Metazoa; Chordata; Actinopteri; Cypriniformes; Danionidae
Product: serine protease 27-like
Exons: 6
Coding region: 51-995 (314 amino acids)
Biological process (GO): proteolysis
Molecular function (GO): serine-type endopeptidase activity
Source: RefSeq, a predicted model, not a curated record